This is a messenger RNA of Staurois parvus, 318 nucleotides long. NCBI's taxonomy places the organism in Eukaryota, Metazoa, Chordata, Amphibia, Anura, Ranidae. The record is from the annotation of a GenBank genome assembly.
UCAACGGAAAGAGCCGAAGACGUCGGCUCGGUCAUGUGAUCAGCUGUGUCCAAUAACAGCUGAUCGCUGAUCAUCAGGGCACUGAUGAUCAGUGUAGCCCCAGCAGUACUACCUGUCAGUGUCCAUCAAUGCCAGCUGUCAGUGCUCAUCCAUGCCACCUGCCAGUGCCCAUCAAUGCCACAUAUCAGUGCCUACCAGUGCACAUCAAUGCCACAUAUCAGUGCCCAUCUGAGCUGCCUUUCAGUGCCACCUAUCAGUGCCAGUCAAUGCCACCUAUCGAUGCCAAUCAGUGCCACCUAUCAGUGCCACCUAUCAGUG